This is a messenger RNA of Xyrauchen texanus (razorback sucker), 3225 nucleotides long. RefSeq names its product eukaryotic translation initiation factor 2-alpha kinase 1-like. The coding region runs from base 194 to 2155 and encodes 653 amino acids. Gene Ontology annotation, molecular function: protein kinase activity; ATP binding. Gene Ontology annotation, biological process: protein phosphorylation. Lineage: Eukaryota; Metazoa; Chordata; Actinopteri; Cypriniformes; Catostomidae. The record is from RefSeq and is a predicted model, not a curated record. The transcript has 15 exons.
CAUGGCUGUUGACUGUCAGUUUACAUUGAUAUUUUUGCUCGGCUGGAUUUAAAACUUGUGAGUGGGAUUUCCGGACUUAAAAGGACAUUGUUCCUUGAACGGUGGUUCUUCUGGAUGGAACCAGUGAAUGAGUUACACAGGAGUGUUUUUUUAAUUUAGCACCAAACGCCAAUGUUUUACACAACAGAGACAAAUGGCAGAGGAAAGUUCUAGUAGCAGUGUAGUUGUGAACAGUCGCAGCCUUCAGAUCCAAAGGUGUCUUUUCACUCAAGAUAGGGGACCUAGAAGAGGCAUGUUCAGCCUGACAGAUACUGAAGAUGACGUCCAAUUUGACACCUCAGACUCCGACAAUAACUGUGAGGUGUUGCUGGCGGGGAAACCAUACCCAUCGAUCCAGGAAUUUGCUUCUGUCAUCCCCAACCAACUGCUGCUGGGAUCUCUACUGGAACACUUGUGCUUUGUUUACGAGAGUGACCCUACACGCUCCCGCAUGCUGUUCAAGGUGAUAGGCCAGCAUUUAGCAACCAUGAACCUCCUCUCUCCAUUGGCCAUCGGUGAUGAGUUUAGCACAGUUCGUCUGCAGCAUAACCGGGCAUUCACAGAACUCCUGCACGCGGCCAGCUCAUCGCUUUUUCAGCAGGAUCACAGAUACUUGAGUACAGAAGGCCAGACCCUAAGAACCAAAGGUGGUCUUUUCCAAGCCCAAACAUCACGUUACCUUAGUGAAUUUGAAGAAAUCACAACGCUAGGUAAAGGAUCUUAUGGCAAAGUAUUUAAGGUUACAAACAAGCUGGAUGGUCAGGAAUACGCAGUGAAAAAAAUCCUCAUUAAGAAAGUAACAAGAGAUGACUGCAUGAAGGUUCUUAGAGAGGUUAAAGUGCUCUCCAGCCUUCAGCAUUCAAAUAUUGUUGGAUAUCACACUGCAUGGAUGGAGCACAUUCAGCCUGCUGUGAGAAAUCCCAAAUCUCUUGUUUCACAAACGUUUCCAGCCUUAGAGAAACCUUCGCAGAAAGAAGGAUGCACAAAGGAAAUCAUUGAUGGCAGUAGUGGAUCAUCCAUUGUUUUUGAACAUUCUGACCAACUAAAAGACAAAGAAAAUCAAGUUACAUUAGAAAGUAUCUCAGUGAAACCCUCAACGUCAAAAGAGGAGAUGGGUCAUGCUGUGUGCCCAAAAAAUAUCCAUAGCCCACAGAAUUUUGUUCCAUGUGUGUUCCUGGGAAAGCCUCGAACCAAAGUGAACAAAUGCCCAGCAGCUAACUGGGACAGCUCAACUCUCUCAGAGGAUGACCUUAGUCAAAACAGACUGGAAUUAAACAAUAACUCUUACAUUGAAAUGGACAGUCCUGAAUGGUCUGAAAAGCAGGCACAUGAGGUUCAGUUCCACUUAAUGCUUUAUAUACAAAUGCAGCUGUGUGAGCGAUCCUUGAAAGACUGGAUUCAGGAGAGGAACUUAAGAACCAUGGAAGAACUGUCAGUAUCAGUAGAUCCUUGUGACUCAGUUGACCGUGAACAAGCAUUGAAAAUUUUAAAGAAAAUACUUGAAGGAGUGGAAUACAUUCAUUCCCGUGGAAUUAUGCACCGAGACCUAAAGCCUAGAAACAUUUUCCUUCAUGGACCUGAAUGCCAUGUGAAGAUAGGGGACUUCGGAUUGGCGUGCAAAAACAUUGUAAUGGAUGAGCACGAGCAGCUGCCCUCCAACUCUCAAACAGGUGUGAACACAGACUCGACUCACACCAGUGGAGUGGGAACAUUUGUUUACGCUGCACCUGAACAACUUAAGGGUUCUUGCUAUGAUUCAAAGUCAGAUAUGUAUAGUAUUGGAGUGAUUGCUUUUGAGUUAUUCCAGCCAUUUGGGACUGAAAUGGAGCGUGUAUACCUACUUGGAGAACUGAGAAAGGGUCAGGUUCCUAAUACGCUGUCCAAAAUCUGGCCAGUUUUGGCCAAGUAUAUCAGACUGCUGACCAGCUCUGAUCCUUCUGUGCGUCCAAGUGCAUCUCAGUUACUACAGAGUGACAUCUUUAGCACCAAUGACAUGGUUGUCCACAGUUUAAAGUGCAAGAUUGAGGAGCAAGAAGAAGAACUUUUUCAGCUCAGGAGAAAGAUCAGUGAACUACAGAUCUCUCAAAAUGCAAUACACAUUCCAGAAAAGACAUAAAACGGGCUCUUUUGUACCCUCAUUAAUACUUGUAAAUACUUGUAUGGGAAUUGUUGUUUGUAAAUGGUUGUAAGUGUGAGGGUAGCUCUGCUUGUAUCUAUAUAAAUGAGUGCCAUAUUUAAUCUGAUGAAACAAAUGUACAGAACCAUACUGAUGCAAUAGUCUUCAAUUGUUCAACUUGAUGAAAUGGAAAACUUACAAUAAUAAUCAUAAAUAUUAAUAAUACUUGAGGACAUAGUUAAGGCUGACAAAUUUAGCUUUUAUUGAUGCCAUAACGUUGCAAUACGUAUGUUAAUAGUUUGUUAAAAAUGUCAUGUUAGCUAUGGUAAAUGAAACUAUUUAUUGGUUAGAUAUUAUUGUUGCAACAUCAGUCAAUGCAUAAUAUAUAUAUACACACACACAAACAGGUGGCCAAAAGUUUGGAAUAAUGUACAGAUUUUGCUCUCAUGGAAAGAAAUGGGGAAUUUUGGGGGCUCCUGCUGGAGCAGCUGCACCCGCGACCCGACUUCGGAUAAGUGGUUGAAGAUGGAUGGAUGGAAAGAAAUGUGUAUUUUAUUCCCCAAAGUGGUAUUCAACUGAUCACAGUGUAUAGUCAGGACAUUAAUAACGUGAAAAAUUACUAUUACAGCUUGAAAACCAUUUUUUUUUUUUUAGAAAUUCUUAAACUACUAAAGCGUUCUCAUCAAAAAAUCCUCCACAUGCAGCAAUGACAUCAUUGCAGAUACUUUGCAUUUUGGCGGUCAGUUUGUCCAGAUACUCAGGUGACAUUUCACCCCACACUUCCUCUAGCACUUGCCAUAGAUGUGACUGUCAGUCGGGUACUUCUCACAUACCUUACAGUCUAACAGCCACAAAAGCUCAAUGGGGUUAAGAUCCAUAACACUCUUUUCCAAUUAUCUGUUGUCCAAUGUCUGUGUUUCUUUGCCCACUCAAACCUUUACUUUUUGAAUAGGUUUCAAGUGUUGUUUUUUUUUAUGCAGUUCUUCCCAUAAGGCCUGCAGCCCUGAGUCUUCUCUUUACUGUUGUACAUGAAACCGGUGUUGAGCGAGUAGAAUUAAAUGAAGCUGUCA